AGGGGGGUGCGAAGCCCUGUAGAGUGUAGACCGUCAGAGCUCCGUGGGCACUGGAUGGCUGUGCGACCACCGCCAUGAACUCCCGUACCUUUAUAUAUCCGUUUGGUUUGCACUUGGUAUUGUUGGCGUUGUCCACCGUAGUCUCCAUCGACGUACCACCUGUUGGCAAUGCCAUAGCAGAUGAAAACGAAUGUGAGAGGCAGUAUAUGCUGGUAUGUGAUCAUUUCUGUGAAAACACUAAUGGCAGCUUCAGGUGCUCCUGCGAGAGUACCUACACACUCCAGGAAGACGGUGUCACCUGCAAGCACAAGCAGCCUGGCAACGCCUUCCUUCUGGUAGCGCAAAGGGGAAGUAUUCGACAGCUGUUCCUGGAUGGGUCCCGCUACACGCAGAUAUAUUCUGGAAGGAACGAAUCUAUUGUGGGUUUGGCCUAUGAUCCGGAGACAAGGAGUGUGUUCUGGGGCACUAACGGAAGAAUCCUGGAAGCGCCGAUGAUAGCGAACACCGUGCCCACAACGCUUUUGGAUCAGGGUAUAAUAAUGGCAGAAGGUCUGGCCGUGGAUUGGAUAGCUAGGAAUUUGUACAUUGCCGAUCUCCGCAUGUUCCACAUUCUGGCGUGUAACCUGGAAGGCACUGCAUGUCACCCGGUGCUGAAACACCUCGGCCAUCCCAGAACAGUUCAACUUGAUAUGUUGCAUAGACACAUGUACUGGACGGACGUGAAGCACGGCAACAUAGGCAAGGCCGGGAUGGACGGCUCGAACCCCACGGUGCUGGUGCAGGAUGGCCUGGUGUGGCCCAACGCCCUGGCCCUCGACCCGCCCGCUGACCGCCUGUACUGGCUCGACGCCCACUCCGACGAGGCGCACAGUGUCAGGCUGGAUGGCUCGAACCGCAAGAGCCUGCACCUGGCUACACUCAAGCAUCCUUUCUCCAUGGCUCUGUGGGAAGAUCGCCUGUAUUGGACUGACUGGUCUCAGUCCCACGUAGUCUCUUGCAUCAAGAGAGACGGCAAACACGUUAGGACAGAGCUGAAAGGAAUCUCCAAACGGAAAUACUUUGGACUCGUUCUGUAUCACCCUGCCAUGAUGGAGAGAGUUGACAACCCAUGCAGCAGUGCUCAGUGCAGUCACCUGUGCCUUCUCUCCCCUAACCCCGCUGGCUACACUUGUGCCUGUCCUAAUGGAAUCUUGCACCUUGCUCAAGACGAUCACACAUGUAUAGAUCGGAUUUAUAUGCUUGUUAACAGCUUUCAAAAAAUGUACUGGCUGUCUCCUCAUCAUUAUGGCCGCUCGGACAUACAAGCCUGGAUGCCCAACCUUCCGCUUGGAGAUAUCGGGGAUGUGGAAUACUUCCCAGGACAAGACUUGGUGUUUGUGAGUGAUCAAUAUGAUGAAAAGAUUUACUCUAUUAACAUGAAGACAAGUUAUGCUACCAUUCUUGUGGAUAAUGCUGUGGCUUGCAGAAUGGCUCUUGAUUGGGUGAGACAUAACCUUUACUGGCUGGAUUCAGCCUUCAAUGUGCAGGUGAUGAGGCUGACCAUGGGCAAGGGAAGUCACCGCACCAACAUUAUUCGUGGCCUGUCAUCUCCGCUUGACAUCGCUGUAGCUCCACUCGCAGGGUUGUUGUUUGUGAGUACUGCAAGCACUAACCCACAAAGCCAGGGACUCAUUCAGCAGUGUGGGCUGGAUGGCAAAUCCUGUAUCACCAUAGUUGACUCUCGGAUACAAAGGCCCCUCACACUUGCUGUAGACCACAAGCACAACCACCUAUACUGGGGUGACCAUUCUCUUGGGCGUAUUGAGAGGAUAAACUUCAAUGGCUUGCAAAGAAUCCAAAUACUGCCACCAACUGAGAUGGCAAUCUCCACUGCUGUGGUGGCCCUUAUGAUAACUGGUGACUACUUGAGCUGGACAGUGGCAUAUGAGCGGACUUUAUAUACUGUUCGCACUGAGUCCAUGCGAAGUGAAGCUCCUAAGAUGAUAAACCUUUUCCUGGAUCCAAAUGAAGGAAAGAUGCUGAAGUUAACAAGAGUAAAGUGGGAACUUCCUGACGAAAUGACGGGGAAGGAGAGACCGUGCCAAAACAAUGGAGGCUGCUCUGACAUAUGCGUAAGCAAUCGCCUUAAUAAGGAGGUCUGUCUGUGUCAGUUUUCAUCACAACUGGGAAGUGACGGAAAGACGUGUGAGAAAGUUCAGUGUGAAGAACACCUGUUUACGUGUGUCUCCUCCUUACGGUGCAUCCCCUUGAAGUGGAGAUGUGAUGGGAGUCCAGAUUGCAGUGAUAAGAGCGAUGAGGCAGGAUGUCAAAGCAAUGAUGAAGGAACAGAUAAAAUAGCUUCUGCUACUAUGCCCCCUGUACAAUGUCCAGAUGACCACUUGUGUGACACAGACAGGUGUUUGCCCAAACCAUUUGUUUGUGAUGAUCAUGUUGACUGUGAAGAUGAAUCUGAUGAGGCAAACUGCACACAUGUUGCUUGUCCAGUUGGCCAAGUGAGAUGCCUGAAGGGUCGAUGCAUCAGGAAGAUGUGGUUAUGUGAUGGUGACAAAGACUGCCCUGAUGGAUCUGAUGAAGAGAACUGUCCUAUUAAAUGUUUUACAGACCAAUAUCCAUGUGAUAACAAAUGUAUUGCCAAUAAUGCAACCUGUGAUGGAAAGAAAGAUUGUGAUGAUGGAAAGGAUGAGGAGGAGUCAUUGUGUGGGGGACAGAGGAACCGGGUCUGCCCAGCGGGUAAGAUUCCCUGUCUCUCCACACACACGUCGGGUUUGGUAUGCAUUGGCCACGAGCAGCGGUGCAACGGUGUGCAGGACUGCCCACGUGGGGAGGAUGAAAGUCACAAUGUCUGCUCAGAUUGCACAAGGGAAGAGUUCCAGUGUCCUGCAAGUCAAAUCUGCAUAUCGCUCAGGUAUCUUUGUGAUGGGCAUCUAGAUUGUGAACCAGAUGGUGCAGAUGAGGUGAACUGCACCAAUCCCACCACUGCUACCACCACUGACCUCCAGACUCUAGGUUCACAUUAUUACGUCAGAGCUACGUGGGCACUGGAUUGCUGUGCGAUCACCGCCAUGAACUCCCGUACCUUUAUAUAUCCGUUUGGUUUGCACUUGGUAUUGUUGGCGUUGUCCACCGUAGUCUCCAUCGACGUACCACCUGUUGGCAAUGCCAUAGCAGAUGCUGAGCAUUACCCGGAGCCCCAUCCUGCCAAUGGGAGCACCAAGACACCAGCAUCCCGUGACCAUCGGGCGGUGCGGGAGGGAGAAGGCAGAGAUCCACACCAGGACGUGGCCAUUCCAAAGCCUCCAUCUCAUGUUCUCACUCAGGGUUCCUGUAACUCUAUGUUUAUGGUCCAGUGUCUCGAUGGAAUGUGCAUUUCUAAGAACUUCGUUUGUGACAACAGUCGUGAUUGCCCAGACGGUUCUGACGAGGACUGCCAGGUGCAGACAACCAAAUCUGGAAAGUGUAAGAACGACACCUUUCCCUGUGACAACGGGAAGUGUAUUCCUAUAUCUUGGCAUUGCGACACCACUGAUGACUGCGGUGAUAAAUCUGACGAACGCGGUUGUGAGGUAAAAUGCCCCGUCAGUCAGUUCAAGUGUCGCAGUGGGAAGUGUGUCGCCCCUUCUAGUUUGUGUGAUGGCGUAAAGGACUGCGAUGGUGAGGAAGACGAAGAAAACUGCGGAAAGUCACACUGCCACAAGAUCCCUGGCUUUUACCAGUGUGAGUCUGGGGACUGUGUACCUGCAAAAAAGGUGUGCGACGACACGAAGGACUGCGAGGACGGCAGCGACGAGGGAAAAGCGUGCGCUUCGAAGUGCAAGGCUAACAACUGCACGGACCUGUGUUACCCGACGCCGAAGGGGCCCCAUUGUUCCUGCAAGAAAGGCUUAACAUUGCAGAGUGAUUUAGUGACUUGUACAGAUGAAAACGAAUGUGAGAGGCAGUAUACGCUGGUAUGUGAUCAUUUCUGUGAAAACACUAAUGGCAGCUUCAGGUGCUCCUGCGAGAGUACCUACACACUCCAGGAAGACGGUGUCACCUGCAAGCACAAGCAGCCUGGCAACGCCUUCCUUCUGGUAGCGCAAAGGGGAAGUAUUCGACAGCUGUUCCUGGAUGGGUCCCGCUACACGCAGAUAUAUUCUGGAAGGAACGAAUCUAUUGUGGGUUUGGCCUAUGAUCCGGUGACAAGGAGUGUGUUCUGGGGCACUAACGGAAGAAUCCUGAAAGCGCCGAUGAUAGCGAACACCGUGCCCACAACGCUUUUGGAUCAGGGUAUAAUAAUGGCAGAAGGUCUGGCCGUGGAUUGGAUAGCUAGGAAUUUGUACAUUGCCGAUCUCCGCAUGUUCCACAUUCUGGCGUGUAACCUGGAAGGCACUGCAUGUCACCCGGUGCUGAAACACCUCGGCCAUCCCAGAACAGUUCAACUUGAUAUGUUGCAUAGACACAUGUACUGGACGGACGUGAAGCACGGCAACAUAGGCAAGGCCGGGAUGGACGGCUCGAACCCCACGGUGCUGGUGCAGGAUGGCCUGGUGUGGCCCAACGCCCUGGCCCUCGACCCGCCCGCUGACCGCCUGUACUGGCUCGACGCCCACUCCGACGAGGCGCACAGUGUCAGGCUGGAUGGCUCGAACCGCAAGAGCCUGCACCUGGCUACACUCAAGCAUCCUUUCUCCAUGGCGCUGUGGGAAGAUCGCCUGUAUUGGACUGACUGGUCUCAGUCCCACGUAGUCUCUUGCAUCAAGAGAGACGGCAAACACGUUAGGACAGAGCUGAAAGGAAUCUCCAAACGGAAAUACUUUGGACUCGUUCUGUAUCACCCUGCCAUGAUGGAGAGAGUUGACAACCCAUGCAGCAGUGCUCAGUGCAGUCACCUGUGCCUUCUCUCCCCUAACCCUGCUGGCUACACUUGUGCCUGUCCUAAUGGAAUCUUGCACCUUGCUCAAGACAAUCACACGUGUAUAGAUAACCCAGAUCGGAUUUAUGUGCUUGUUAACAGCUUUAAAAAAAUGUACUGGCUGUCUCCUCAUCAUUAUGGUCGCUCAGACAUACAAGCCUGGAUGCCCAACCUUCUGCUUGGAGAUAUCGGGGAUGUGGAAUACUUCCCAGGACAAGACUUGGUGUUUGUGAGUGAUCAAUAUGAUGAAAAGAUUUACUCUAUCAACAUGAAGACAAGUUAUGCUACCAUUCUUGUGGAUAAUACUGUGGCUCGUAGAAUGGCUUUUGAUUGGGUGAGACAUAACCUUUACUGGCUGGAUUCAGCCUCCAAUGUGCAGGUGAUGAGGCUGACCAUGGGCAAGGGAAGUCACCGCACCAUCAUUAUUCGUGGCCUGUCAUCUCCGCUUGACAUCGCUGUAGCUCCACUCGCAGGGUUGUUGUUUGUGAGUACUGCAAGCACUAACCCACAAAGCCAGGGACUCAUUCAGCAGUGUGGGCUGGAUGGCAAAUCCUGUAUCACCAUAGUUGACUCUCAGAUACAAAGGCCCCUCACACUUGCUGUAGACCACAAGCACAACCACCUAUACUGGGGUGACCAUUCUCUUGGGCGUAUAGAGAGGAUAAACUUCAAUGGCUUGAAAAGAAUCCAAAUACUGCCACCAACUGAGCUGGCAGUCUCCACUGCUGUGGUGUCCCUUAUGAUAACUGGUGACUACUUGAGCUGGACAGUGGCAUAUGAGCGGACUUUAUAUACUGUUCGCACUGAUUCCAUGCGAAGUGAAGCUCCUAAGAUGAUAAACCUUUUCCUGGAUCCAAAUGAAGGAAAGAUGCUGAAGUUAACAAGAGUAAAGUGGGAACUUCCUGACGAAAUGACGGGGAAGGAGAGACCGUGCCAAAACAAUGGAGGCUGCUCUGACAUAUGCGUAAGCAAUCGCCUUAAUAAGGAGGUCUGUCUGUGUCAGUUUUCAUCACAACUGGGAAGUGACGGAAAGACGUGUGAGAAAGUUCAGUGUGAAGAACACCUGUUUGCGUGUGUCUCCUCCUUACGGUGCAUCCCCUUAAAGUGGAGAUGUGAUGGGAGUCCAGAUUGCAGUGAUAAGAGCGAUGAGGCAGGAUGUCAAAGCAAUGAUGAAGGAACAGAUAAAAUAGCUUCUGCUACUAUGCCCUCUGUACAAUGUCCAGAUGACCACUUGUGUGACACAGACAAGUGUUUGCCCAAACCAUUUGUUUGUGAUGAUCAUGUUGACUGUGAAGAUGAAUCUGAUGAGGCAAACUGCACACAUGUUGCUUGUCCAGUUGGCCAAGUGAGAUGCCUGAAGGGUCGAUGCAUCGGGAAGAUGUGGUUAUGUGAUGGUGACAAAGACUGCCCUGAUGGAUCCGAUGAAGAGAACUGUCCUAUUAAAUGUUCUACAGACCAAUAUCCAUGUGAUAACAAAUGUAUUGCCAAUAAUGCAACCUGUGAUGGAAAGAAAGAUUGUGAUGAUGGAAAGGAUGAGGAGGAGUCAUUGUGUGGGGGACAGAGGAACCGGGUCUGCCCAGCGGGUAAGAUUCCCUGCCUCUCCACACACACGUCGGGUUUGGUAUGCAUUGGCCACGAGCAGCGGUGCAACGGUGUGCAGGACUGCCCACGUGGGGAGGAUGAAAGUCACAAUGUCUGCUCAGAUUGCACAAGGGAAGAGUUCCAGUGUCCUGCAAGUCAAAUCUGCAUAUCGCUCAGGUAUCUUUGUGAUGGGCAUCUAGAUUGUGAACCAGAUGGUGCAGAUGAGGUGAACUGCACCAAUCCCACCACUGCUACCACCACUGACCUCCAGAGUCUAGGGGAUCAAGGUCCAUGCGGAGAUGACUUUCGUUGUGAGGAUGGGCAGUGUCUUCCAAAUAGCAAAGUGUGUGAUGGACGAAGAGACUGCAUUGAUGGGUCUGAUGAACAAAAGUCUUGCCAGCUGCGUUGUGAUGUCAUGAAGUGUCAGCAUAACUGCCAUUCCACCCCCACCAAGGCUUACUGCUCCUGCCAUGCUGGUUAUCACCUUGCACCAGAUUUCCGUUCUUGUCUGGAUGACCAGGAAUGUAUGGAUGAGGGUUGGUGCUCCCAGGGUUGUGAAGAGCGAGUGGGAACCUUCCAAUGUACCUGCCUCCCUGGGUACAGACUCGUUGAUUCAACCACUUGUAAGCGUGAAGCUGGUGAGGAUUGGCUGGCACUGGUAAUACAUGCAGGAAUCUUGAACUUCACCCACAACCUUCAGCUGCAGGAUGCCUUCCCUUCUACCUCUGUAAUGUUUGAUUAUAUUACUUCUUUUGCUGUUGACCCGAUGACUGAGGAUAUCUUUUUCUCUGAUGAGCACCGAAGAAUUAUUGGCAAGCUGACAAGAGCUGAUGGAGUAAUUAAGGAAGAAAUUAUCCUGAGGGAGAGGAGCCUUCUGAGAUCAUUGUGCUAUGACCCACGGCAGAGAAACCUCUAUGUGGCAGAGUUGUUUGGUGGUCCCAGAGAACGUUCUGAGAGAAGUGUAGGAGGCAGCAGGAACCAGGGAGACCAAGACACUGCCAUCCCUACAGAAAUACUCUGGUCAAGCAUUAUGGCAUGUAACCUGGAUGGCAAGGGAUGCAGCGUCGUGUUUGGGUCCAAUGUUUCUGACGUGACGUCUGUGGCAGUGGCGGUGACGGAGGAGCUGUUGUUCUUCUGUAACAAUUACGUAAAGUUAAAGACGGGACAGCUCAUGACUUCUUACCUUGAUGGAACAAUCAAGAAGGAAAUCUGGGGAAAGAUUGUGCGGUGCAGCAAUUUGGCAUUGGAUGAGGCCAAGCGGCGUGUGUAUUGGGCUGACUUGACCCAAGAAACUAUAGAAACUGUUACCUGGGAGGGUGAUGGGCAUCACUUUGUCCACAGAAAGCAGCAGGUUUGGUUCCCUGUGGGCCUGGCAGUUUCAGGGCCAAAUGUGUUUUGGGUAAACAGUGGAAGCAACCAGAUGAUCCAUUGCCCCAAACUGCAUGACAGGGGGGACUGCUAUAAAAGUGACCAUCCUACAACACUCCUUGGCCUCUUUGUUGCUCCACUGCCAGUUGUAAAUGAGCAAAAAGAAUGUGACAAUGCGUCCUGCUCUCACUUGUGUGUUUCGGGUGGGAGUGGUUGUGUCUGCCUGGCAGGAUAUCAGAAGUCCAUCACUGACCUGACAAAGUGUGAGAAGCUGACUGCUUGUGACACUCAUCAGUGUGAAGGAGGCGGCACCUGUGAGGCUCACACAGCUGAACACUUUGUUUGUAGGUGUCCAGAUGGAAGAUAUGGGUAUAAGUGCGAGUUAGGGGAAGUCAUUGGUGAAAACUCUAAUGCAGCCGUGACAGCAACUGUGGUGGUCGUGAUAAUCAUAGUUGUGCUGAUGCUGGCAUUGUUGUACUGGUGGAAACGCUGCCCCUUCACAAUCUGGAAGAGGAGAGGCCAUGGGUCUGGUCAGCAGGGUUUCCAUUACGUAAACCCAGCUUUUGGAGUGAUUCGAGACGAACCGAUCCUCGAAGGAGAGGCACAACCUGAAAGGGGUAAUGGUCUGUAUCCGAGACUGCCCCAUGAACACCCACCACCCUACGCACCCCCACCCCGCAGCAGCUCCUUGAUACAAAAUUUUGCCAACAGUCCUGCCACAAUGCACAAAGACAGUCAGAUAAAUACCAGUGACGAUUCUGCUGUGGCCAGCACCACAGACUCUAUCUUGGCUUCCCAGCAAUCUGAAGUCAGUCUUGCAACACCCAUCUGUCAACACCUGACUGUGAUGGAGGAUAACAAAGACUUUUCAAAGUUUGAUUAUUCUCCAUUCAACCCUUCUAAGGUGUAAUUUGCUUCCUAUAUCAUUGUUCUGCUAAAUCAUUCUUUCGGCCAUAACCAUACAAAGUUCAUCCACCUGCAGUCACUCAUCCCACGUGUGAAUACUCUCAAAUACACAGCAACUUGUC
Molecule: messenger RNA, 8868 nt
Organism: Eriocheir sinensis (Chinese mitten crab)
Lineage: Eukaryota; Metazoa; Arthropoda; Malacostraca; Decapoda; Varunidae
Product: vitellogenin receptor-like
Exons: 54
Coding region: 75-8750 (2891 amino acids)
Molecular function (GO): protein binding; calcium ion binding
Source: RefSeq, a predicted model, not a curated record